CGGACCAUCAAAGUUAGCCGAGUAUCAUCGUUGCCUUGAACAACCUCGUAAACUUUCUACUCUCUCUACGCUGGAAAGGCCCCCGAUAAUUCAAAGAUAAAGCUGUAACAUUAAACUUGGACCUUGAAAGUCGGAAACAAUGGCGUCGGGGUCGGUGAUUCCGGCCAACAGAGGAAGAAGAAACAUGAACGACGACGACAAGCUACAGUUCGAAGCAACAGAAGGUAUUGAACCUAUUAACAGCUUCGAUAGAAUGGGGAUUAAAGACGACCUUUUGCGUGGGAUCUAUGCUUACGGUUUCGAGAAACCUUCUGCUAUUCAACAACGUGCUGUUAUGCCGAUCAUUCAAGGUCGCGAUGUUAUUGCUCAAGCUCAGUCUGGUACUGGAAAAAGUUCUAUGAUUUCUCUCGCUGUUUGUCAGAUGGUUGAUACUUCUACUCGAGAAGUUCAAGCAUUAAUCUUGUCACCUACACGAGAGUUGGCUUCUCAAACAGAAAAGGUUAUUAUGGCCAUUGGUUUACACAUGAAUAUACAAGCUCAUGCAUGCAUUGGAGGGAAAAGUGUGGGUGAGGAUAUCAGGAAACUGGAGUAUGGAGUUCAUGUUGUUUCAGGAACUCCUGGUAGAGUUUGUGACAUGAUCAAGAGAAGAACAUUGAGAACACGAAAUAUCAAACUGUUAAUUCUUGAUGAGUCUGACGAGAUGUUGAGCAGGGGAUUUAAGGACCAAAUUUAUGAUGUCUAUCGUUACCUUCCACCAGAGCUUCAGGUUGUUCUGAUCUCUGCCACCCUUCCCAAUGAAAUUUUGGAGAUUACCAAUAAGUUUAUGACAGAUCCUGUCAAAAUCCUCGUGAAGCGUGAUGAGUUGACUUUAGAGGGCAUCAAGCAAUUCUUCGUUGCAGUUGAGCAGGAAGAUUGGAAGUUUGAUACUCUUUGUGAUCUUUAUGAUACCCUCACUAUCACUCAAGCUGUUAUCUUCUGCAACACUAAACGCAAGGUGGAUUGGCUCACUGAGAAGAUGCGCAACAAUAACUUCACUGUCUCAUCUAUGCAUGGUGAUAUGCCUCAGAAAGAAAGAGAUGCUAUUAUGAAGGAGUUUCGUGAUGGUGACACUCGUGUUCUUAUUACAACAGAUGUUUGGGCUCGUGGGAUCGAUGUCCAACAGGUUUCCUUGGUGAUUAACUAUGAUUUGCCCAAUAAUCGUGAACUUUAUAUCCAUCGCAUAGGUCGAUCUGGUCGUUUUGGACGUAAGGGUGUUGCUAUAAACUUUGUCAAGAAGGAUGACAUUAGGAUUUUAAGAGAUAUCGAGCAAUAUUACAGCACCCAAAUUGAUGAAAUGCCGAUGAACGUCGCUGAUUUGAUAUGAGGUCUACUUGUGCUUUAAUGUGGCGUAUCGCGUGUAGCCUGUGGCUUGAAUUCUUUUGUUUCUUUUAUUUGGCUUUGCAUUUGCCAGAGAAUGGGAUGGAUGUGUGCAUGAUGCAAGUGUGGCAAUGAGUUGCAACUGUGGAUUGAUGGAUUUUCAUUCUUCUUCCUUUUCUUCUAAUUGUAAAGAUUUUGCUUAUUUUAACUUAUUAUGUAGUGAUUUGUUCAAAAUAUAUGCUUUUGUUUAUAUGCAGAUUGUUUUUUUCCCUAA
Molecule: messenger RNA, 1630 nt
Organism: Amaranthus tricolor (Joseph's coat)
Lineage: Eukaryota; Viridiplantae; Streptophyta; Magnoliopsida; Caryophyllales; Amaranthaceae
Product: eukaryotic initiation factor 4A-3-like
Exons: 8
Coding region: 140-1363 (407 amino acids)
Cellular component (GO): nucleolus; catalytic step 2 spliceosome
Molecular function (GO): ATP binding; RNA helicase activity; mRNA binding
Source: RefSeq, a predicted model, not a curated record